GUUUAGAUGGCAAAAUCAGUAUAAAAUCGGUGUAACAAUUAACAAACAAUAACAAAUAUUUAUAAAAUUUUUAAUUUAGAAGAGAAAUACAGAAUUGAUUAUUUGACUGUAAGUUUCAACAUAAAAUAGAUCUAAUGUCUGAAUACGAAUUCGUCGCUGGAGGAAAACUGAAAUUGAAAGGCGAUUCGGGAAUAAAAAAGUAAGUUGAGAGGAUUUAUUAUUCUCAAAUUAUGUCAUGAUAGGUUCGUUUGAUAUUUUUCUAUCAAAUAUAUCUUCUUCUCCUUUGUCUUCAUCCCAGCUAUUGGUUUGGGCCACUCUCAUUUUAAAUUUGAUUUGAUAUCUACAUCUUCGAAUUCACCCACAACUUUCAUAUAAUUCUCAAUCGCAUCCAACCCCUGCUUUUUCGUCUUUCUUCUCUCCCUUUCUCCUCUAACGUUUAUUUUUAUUCAAAUUAUUAUUACUUUUGUUUCCUUUCAUGACAUGCCCAAAUCAUCUCAGUCUGUUUCUUCUCAUUUUAUCUAAUAUUAAAUCCAUGCCUAAAUUACUCUUAUGUAUUCAUUCUUUAUCCUAUCUUCUCUCUUCACUCUAUUCAUCCACCUAUGCCUUCUUAUCUCUAAUACACUAAUUCUAUGUUCUACUUCUCUGUCUACCAACCAACACUUUGAACCAUACAACAUAGCCAAUUUUACUGAACUCUUGUAGAACUUACCUUAUUAUAUUUAAAUAAAUAUUAACUGAUAAUGGGGCUUUUAUUUCCUAGUUUUAUUAAUUGCACCAUUUCCAAUGAAAAACUGUGAGCGCCUCUAAGAAUACAUCAUAUGCAUAAACGUCAUCUGUCAGACAUAUUUAAUAAAAAUUCUCUACAUUUACAACAACUUGUUAUUUUUUUUACUCUCAUUUUCUAUUUCAAAAUUUAAAAUUAUGAUGUUUAUUUAAAAUGUCUUUUUUAUUCUGUUACCUUAUAUAUUCAGGCAGAACAUAUUAUUUAUCAUCAUUUAAUUAUAAUAGUUUUCAAACAGUUUUGUAUUUCUAUGAUUAUAUUAUAGGUAAUAAAAUGGAUCUGAAAACAUAAUAUUUUUGUAUUAUUAAUGAAUGGUUUAUUUUGUUUGGCAUAGAAAAAAAAAGAAGAGUUGUAAAGAUAAGGGGAAAAUGAUUGAAAAAAUUAACAAAGAAUUGGAGCAACAAAAGGUUAAAGAAUAUUAUGUACCUCCCACAAAAGCAGAGCUGGCAUUCAUGAAACAACAAGAAAAAUUGGUAAGUAUUUUGAUCAAAGUUAAGUGUUUGUUUUGUUUAAAAAUGUAAAUUUAUUAUGUUAUUUAUUGUAUGAUGAAGCAAAAAGAAAAAAUUUUGAAAAUUGCAUCAACUACUCAUAAACAAAGGGUUGAAGAAUUUAAUCGUCAUUUGGAUAGUCUCACAGAACAUUUUGAUAUACCCAAAGUCAGUUGGACCAAAUAAGUGUCCUUUAAUUUCUAAAAUUGUUGUCAGUGUUAUUAUUCAUCAGCAUAAUAUAUGUAUUUUAAGCUAAUUCUAUAAUAAUUUUUAAAUAUAUCUUAAUAAACGUACAACUAGUUUUUUUUUAUUGAUCAUCAAUAAAUUAUCUGUAUAUUCUCAGUGGUGAGGCUAUUAGAAAUAAGAAAACAAAUUUAUGUUUAAAAUAUUACAUGCUGGCUACCGUAUUUACAGUACUGUACAUAUAUCUAACUUAGUUCUGGCCAGUUUGUUAAUUAUGAGCAUAACUAUGUAAUAUUAUAAAAACAUUUAUAUUAUAAUAUU
This is a messenger RNA of Cinara cedri, 1773 nucleotides long. The record is from the annotation of a GenBank genome assembly. Lineage: Eukaryota; Metazoa; Arthropoda; Insecta; Hemiptera; Aphididae.